AUUUAUCACUUUUUUAAAAAAAAAAAAUACAAAAAGAAAACUUUGCAGCGAAUAUGGCGAGAACGAUGAAAGCAUUAGCCACAUUUCUGGUCUGUACGACCUUCGUCUUCACCUUCGCUCUAGCUCAGUCCACCUCUGUUCUUCCACAGCCUCAAUCUCUCACUUCCUUCAUCCCCAACAAUACCCACACCCAGAAUCAAGGGACCUGCUCUUUCACAGUAUCAAUCAAAACGAGCUGUUCUUCACCGAAAUACACUCGUGACGAAAUCAGCCUUUCAUUCGGCGAUGCUUAUGGAAACCAGGUUUAUGCGCCUCGGCUAGACGAUCCCCGUUCGAAGACUUUCGAGCGGUGCUCCACCGAUACAUUUGAGGUAUCAGGGCCUUGUACGUACCAGAUCUGCUAUCUCUACCUCUACCGGAGUGGUUACGAUGGUUGGAAACCAGAGACGGUCAAAAUCUACGGUUAUCACGUCAAAGCCGUUUCCUUCUAUUACAACACCUUCAUCCCUAACGGCGUUUGGUACGGCUUCAAUUUGUGUAACACCGCCGCUAGUUUAGCUUCCUCCGCUUAAGCUUAAUUAACUAAUUAAAGUACCAAAUAUCAUUUGCUUAGAGUUAUGUUCCUAGAAAUUUCGCCUUUAAUUUUCAAAUGAAUAAUAAAUGCGUGUUAAUUCAAUUUUA
Messenger RNA from Humulus lupulus (European hop), 681 nucleotides. Its product is annotated as embryo-specific protein ATS3B-like. The record is from RefSeq and is a predicted model, not a curated record. The coding region runs from base 54 to 572 and encodes 172 amino acids. Gene Ontology annotation, molecular function: protein binding. The transcript is spliced from 3 exons. Lineage: Eukaryota; Viridiplantae; Streptophyta; Magnoliopsida; Rosales; Cannabaceae.